Messenger RNA from Cyanistes caeruleus (blue tit), 1444 nucleotides. Its product is annotated as complexin-3-like. Lineage: Eukaryota; Metazoa; Chordata; Aves; Passeriformes; Paridae. Gene Ontology annotation, cellular component: terminal bouton; SNARE complex. Gene Ontology annotation, biological process: neurotransmitter transport; regulation of neurotransmitter secretion; synaptic vesicle exocytosis. The record is from RefSeq and is a predicted model, not a curated record. Gene Ontology annotation, molecular function: syntaxin binding.
GCCCCCGUGCCAUCCAUCCCCUUUCCCAUCGGGGCUCAGUGCAGCAGGGGAUUAUGCUUUAAUCAGAGGCUGUAUGGGAAUUGCUUUAGUAUAGAUUACAGGCACAGGACACAUCCCCAGUAGUGGGUAGCCCCCAGCCCUGCAGGCUCCCAAGCAAUCUUGAGUCUUGGUGGACAAGGGAUUAGCGGGGGCAUGAGGCUGCCGCGCGGGUGGGUGCGCACCCACCACUGCCUCAUCUGCUGCCAGUCCUUUGGCCCUCGAUUGUGUUUUUUCGGCUAAUCCUCUUGUGUCUCCUCUGUGCUAACGUCCUGCACCACCAAUCCCCCUGUAGUUCUGGGUGCCCACGGCAUGGGGCUCUCCCCAGGGCUUGCCCUGGCCCCAUGGGUGCUGCCCCAAGUUGGGACCCAUGUAAUGGGGGGUAUUUCAGCCUGACCCAGUGUGUGCUGCAGUUCAAUGGCUCCUUCCACCUCCCCAUCACUCUGAUGUGGCAGCACCUGCUGUCCCCCCACACUGCCACUGUCCCCUGCAAGCACCCUUGGGUGCAGCAAAGGGAAGGUCUUUCCACCCUGGCUGUGGCUUCCCCUCCUAAUGCCUUAAUCCGCCCCUGAUCCGCGGUGCCCCUGGGGCUGGUCCCACUGACCUUGCAGGCACUGGAACCUGGUGGGCACCCUGGGGCAAGAUCUGUCACCACCACACACCCACCAUGGCCUCCUUCUUCAUGGCUGCCCUGAAGAGCUUCCAGAGGGGCAAGGACGAGUCACCCAAGGGGGCCCCCAAGGAUGACAAGGCAGCUGCAUUGCCCAACGGUGUGGCUCGCGAGGAGUUUGAGGAGUACCAGCGGCAGCUGCUGGAGGAGAAGAUCGAGCGGGAUAAGGUGUUUGCACAGAGGAAGGCAGAACGGGCCACGGUGCGGAUGCACCUGCGGGACAAGUACCACCUGGCCCAGGACGAGCGGGACGACGCCCAGGUGCGCGUGGCCGGAGGUGCGGUGGAGCUGCCACAGGACCUGGCAGCCGUGGUGCACAGCGAGGAGGAGGAGGAGGAGGAGGAUGGCAGCGCCGGGACCUUCGCCUUGCUGGCGAGGGGCACCUCCCGCCGGAGCCGGAGCCGCCGGGAAUCACUGUGGGAUUUCAUGCUGUGUGUGCAUGAAAGGAAGGACGCGCUGAGCCGCCUCCGUCCUCCCCACGCCGCUGCCAUCUGCUCCGGAAAGGCUUCGGGGACGGCCCUGCCGGGCUGGGACGGGGCAGCCGGAUCCGGGGGGCUGGGAGCUGUGUCACAGUGCUCAGCGCUGUCACCAGAGCCAUCGCACUCAGCCGCCGCUGAGGAGCUGGAGCACACGGAGCAAGGAGGUCCCUGGAUGCACGAGGUGCCCAAUUUCCCCUGGAACACCUCUGGGUACCAGGUCCAGGGGCUGGUGGCUGCUGGAACAUCCCAGAGAGUGUGA